Coregonus clupeaformis (lake whitefish) is the source of this 807-nucleotide messenger RNA. Its product is annotated as protein TsetseEP-like. The record is from RefSeq and is a predicted model, not a curated record. NCBI's taxonomy places the organism in Eukaryota, Metazoa, Chordata, Actinopteri, Salmoniformes, Salmonidae. The coding region runs from base 1 to 807 and encodes 268 amino acids. The transcript has a single exon.
AUGGUUAAAAAUGGGAACACUUCGACUACCCGGCGCACAGGGCAGCUGAAUCAAGUGCACCUACCGACUCAAGACCGCCCAGCCACUCUCUUGUCUACGUCCCCUCCACUCCAGCCCAUCCCAACCCAGACCAUCCCCAGCUCCAACCCAGACCAUCCCCAGCUCCAACCCAGACCAUCCCCAGCUCCAACCCAGACCAUCCCCAGCUCCAACCCAGACCAUCCCCAGCUCCAACCCAGACCAUCCCCAACCCAGACCAUCCCCAACCCAGACCAUCCCCAGCCCCAACCCAGACCAUCCCCAGCCCUAACCCAGACCAUCCCCAGCCCCAACCCAGACCAUCCCCAGCCCCAACCCAGACCAUCCCCAGCCCCAACCCAGACCAUCCCCAGCCCCAACCCAGACCAUCCCCAGCUCCAACCCAGACCAUCCCCAGCUCCAACCCAGACCAUCCCCAGCUCCAACCCAGACCAUCCCCAACCCAGACCAUCCCCAACCCAGACCAUCCCCAGCCCCAACCCAGACCAUCCCCAACCCAGACCAUCCCCAGCCCCAACCCAGACCAUCCCCAGCCCCAACCCAGACCAUCCCCAGCCCCAACCCAGACCAUCCCCAGCCCCAACCCAGACCAUCCCCAGCUCCAACCCAGACCAUCCCCAGCUCCAACCCAGACCAUCCCCAGCUCCAACCCAGACCAUCCCCAACCCAGACCAGCCCCAACCCAGACCAUCCCCAGCCCCAACCCAGACCAUCCCCAGCCCCAACCCAGACCAGGCCCCCUCUUUUACGCUUAUGCUACUCUGUUAA